Myxocyprinus asiaticus (Chinese sucker) is the source of this 3186-nucleotide messenger RNA. RefSeq names its product GPI-anchor transamidase-like. Gene Ontology annotation, cellular component: GPI-anchor transamidase complex. The transcript has 11 exons. NCBI's taxonomy places the organism in Eukaryota, Metazoa, Chordata, Actinopteri, Cypriniformes, Catostomidae. Gene Ontology annotation, molecular function: GPI-anchor transamidase activity. Gene Ontology annotation, biological process: proteolysis; protein localization to cell surface; attachment of GPI anchor to protein. The record is from RefSeq and is a predicted model, not a curated record. The coding region runs from base 57 to 1226 and encodes 389 amino acids.
AGAAAUCUUCCUGACUGUAAACCGCGCCUGUCACUACACCGGUGACAAAAAUCAACAUGGAUUAUUGCUAUUUAAUGACAAAAUGUGCAUUUAUAUAUUUGCUUUUUUCCAUACCUCGUGCACACUGUGAUUAUGUUGAGACCAAAGCCGGCCAGUUCUUCAGCAGUGGCCACACCAACAACUGGGCAGUCCUGGUCUGCACAUCUAGAUUUUGGUUUAAUUACCGACAUGUGGCAAACACACUGUCUGUAUACAGGAGCGUAAAGAGACUGGGCAUUCCAGACAGUCACAUUGUGCUGAUGCUAGCCGAUGAUAUGGCCUGUAACUAUAGAAACCUCAAACCAGCCACUGUGUUCAGCCAUAAAAACAUGGAGCUCAAUGUUUAUGGAGACGAUGUGGAGGUGGAUUAUCGCGGUUAUGAGGUCACAGUAGAGAAUUUCCUGCGAGUCCUGACAGGACGGCUUCCCCCCAGCACCCCUCGAUCCAAACGGCUGUUGUCAGAUGAUCGCAGCAACAUUCUCAUCUACCUGACAGGUCAUGGUGGAAAUGGCUUCCUCAAGUUCCAAGAUUCAGAGGAGAUCAGCAACAUGGAGCUGGCUGAUGCCUUUGAGCAGAUGUGGCAGAAGAGGAGGUACAACGAGCUGCUGUUCAUUAUAGACACCUGCCAGGGGGCCUCCAUGUAUGAGAGGUUUUACUCGCCCAACCUCAUGGCCCUGGCCAGCAGCCAAGUGGGGGAGGACUCCCUCUCACAUCAGCCAGACUUGGCUAUAGGGGUCCACUUGAUGGACAAGUACACCUUCUACUUACUAAAAUUCCUGGAGGAAGUCCAUCCUGCUAGCCAAGCCAACAUGAAUGAUCUGUUUAAGGUAUGCCCACAGAGUCAGUGUGUGUCCACACCAGGCCACCGUACUGACCUGUUCCAGAGAGAUCCAGGGAGCGUCCUCAUCACGGACUUCUUUGGGAGUGUCCGCAAAGUGGAGAUCACCAAGGAAACCAUCAAUCUGACAUCCCCUAUUGAGCAGCCAAUAGAGAGUUCUGCAAGCGGCGCUGUACAGAUCAAUUCAUUGAUGUAUGUGGACCAGCUACCAGUGGCUGAAAUUAUUCAUCAGAAACCAAAGCAGAAAGACUGGCACCCUCCUGAUGGCUUCAUUCUAGGAUUCUGGACCCUUAUCCUGCUAGUGUUCUUCAAGACCUAUGGCAUCAAACACCUCAAACACAUCUUCUGAUGGAAUUGACCCUCCCAGCACCAGAGGGUCAAAGAACCGACUGCCACAUUAGAGGCCUCCAUAUAGUCUCUCUCAUAAAAGAGGCCACUGUGGCUUUGUUCAUGACUGAUUUGGUCAGGAAUAGCUUUUUAUUCAUCUGACUGAUGGAGGUUUGUUGUCUUUUGGUUUAGCUGUGUCAUGUUUUGAAAGUGACAUGCACUGACUACUUUGAAACAUUCUUUGUUGUUCACAGAACUCUGUAGUGAAAUCCAUUUGAAUUUCACAAGGGAACUUUCUUUUGAACUGAAGACACACAGAAUGCUUGCAGGGAGAAGCAUACUUUUUGUUUGUUUGUUUCUUUUUUUUUUGGCAAGGUUUUAUUUUGCUAUUUAAUUUCUAGUUCUUGUUUCAUCUACAGUCAUCCUAGGGCAGAGUUAAAUUACACUUGUAAUGUCGAACUGCCUGGUUAUGGAAACUCGUAAUGAGCACAUGCACGCCUCCCUAGAUUUCUUCAUUUUGUUCACAGUGGGGUGAAAUAAAGCUGCUCAGUUUUUAGUUUUCAAAACGUGUAAGAGAAUUAGCAUUUGAGCCAUGGUCUGACAUUUCUAAUGGACUUUUAGAAUAGCGGUUUUCGAUUUGAGUAAAAUAAAGUCUUUGGUUAACAUUACUUGAAGAGACUUUCACGUUUUGCUCAACAAUAUAAAUUGCACACAGUCAUACCUUAAGUUGCUAAAGUUGCUAAAGACUACAACUAGCAACUUACAUUAAGAAACGUAUGUUGUUGAUCAAAACGUGCAAGUCUCCUCGAGUAACGUUCAACUCUAAUAAAAAAAAACUAUUCCAAAAAACCACUGGAAAUUUCAGAGGGAACCCAUGGCGAAUUAGCCUUUUGGUUUGGCCUUCAAGUUGUCAUCAUGACUGAACAGCUCUAUAGAGAUCUUUUUUGUGCUAUUGAUUAAAAAAUGUAAUUGUUAAAUAAUGUAGCAGUGAUUUCACAGAAUGUGGGUUUAAACUAUUCUACAACAGAGGUACUGUGUAGGGGAUGAAUGUGGAGAAUCUGGUGGUGCGGGAUGUUGGAAAAUACACAUUUGGGGUAGUACUGAGGUUUUUAAUUUUGGUUGAGCUGAAAGUGAAUCUAACGAAGAAAUGUCCAGCUCAUAUUUCACACCAAUAAUAAUAUUUUGGAUUUUGAAAAUGAAGCAAAUUUUUAGGACCAUUAAGAAUUUUUUCUACCAUUUUCCAUAACAUUUAAGCACAUUUUAGCCCUAAAUUCUCAUUAAUUUAAUAUAGAAAAAAAAUCUCAUUGUCAUUACUAUAGUAUUGUAAUAAAAUGCCUGGGUUAAAUUUCACUCAAUCAUAUUUUGCAUGUAAAAAAAAAGAUUUUUUUUUUUCUUUUAUAAUUUUUUCUAGCAUUAUCCAAAUUCCAUAACCAUAAUUUGAAAAAGAAAAAUCUCAUUAAUGAAAAUGCUUGGGUCAUAAUUCACUCCAAUUAUAUUUUGCAUUAAGAAAAUAAAGCCUAUUUUUAGGACCAUUAAGUUGUUUUUUUUAAUUAUUUUCCAUGACAUUUAAGCAUAUUUGACCCCAAAUUCUUAUUACUGUAAUGUUAUAAACAAUCUCAAUUGUCUUUACGAUUGUUCAGUAAUGACAAUACCAGGUCAUAUUUCGCUCCAAUUUUAUUUAGCAUAAAGAAAAUAUAACCAAUUUUUAGGACCAUUAAGUUUUUCUACCAUUUUAAAUAACAUUUAAGUACAUUUUAACCCCAAAUUCAUUUUACCGUAAUGUGAAUUUUGUUUAAAUUGUCAUUACCGUAGUACAGCAAUGAAAAUCAUUCUGUCUUGACACAAAUUUUUUAUUUAAUCAGCAUAAAUUAAAUUCAGUACAACAACUAUGAUGUACAUUUACAAUUGUACUUUACAAAAUGUACUUAACAAUAAAAUACACUUUUUUUGUGUAUUACAGUAAUGAUUUUUUUUUUUUUUUU